Messenger RNA from Stegastes partitus (bicolor damselfish), 3618 nucleotides. RefSeq names its product mitogen-activated protein kinase 6 (gene mapk6). The record is from RefSeq and is a predicted model, not a curated record. Gene Ontology annotation, molecular function: ATP binding; MAP kinase activity. Gene Ontology annotation, biological process: protein phosphorylation. NCBI's taxonomy places the organism in Eukaryota, Metazoa, Chordata, Actinopteri, Pomacentridae. The transcript has 8 exons. Bases 888 to 3167 code for a protein of 759 amino acids.
UGAAUGAGAGAUUUGAACAGAGAGGGAGAGAGAGCGGGGAAGAAAAAGAAAAACACACAGCGCCUUGCUUGAGCCUCUUGACUUCGAUGUUGCCUGCUUGAGCCUCUUGGAAGGGGAGGAGGAUGUGGUGAUUGUGAGGGAGGACCGCUAAAACAGAAACACCCGCAUCUCGGUGCCAGAUGGACUUUCUAAAUCCGCAAGCCGCAGUUAUACCCAACUAAAAUGGAGGAUAGUUUUGAUUGUGACUGUGGCGAGCUUGAGCCACCUGAUCAUUGAGGGCGAAAAAUUACUUUGAAGACUUCAAGGCCAGACUCAUUUCAGUUUUAUAGAUCAGGUGACGUGAGGGGGAGAAAAAAAACAAAAAAACAACAAAAAACUAAGCAGACAGAUUUAAACAUUUAAAAUAUAAGAAGAAGAAAAAAAAGUGCAUUUAGGCACAUUUCAUAUGAAGCUGCUCAGGACCAGUCAUACACUGAAUGUAUCUGCACUGUGAGGAUGCAACUGCGUGCUUUUAUAGUUUAACAUAGUGUCAGUGCUUUUUAAUUGGCCUCAAAGUUCAUUCCAUUGCAGUCUAUAAACACUAGUUUACUGUUCAGUUAAAGAUAUCCACAGUGGAUUGGAGGGAAAUUCAACUUUUUAAAUUUCUCUCCUUUGUUCAAAAUGGAAAGAAAGUUUGACUGCACGUUAGUGCCCCGCAUCUGACAGUGAGGGCGAGACAGGGGGAUUCUGUAGUCAUCUGUACAGGGGUCAGUCAGCUCAGCCUCUGAAGCAGAGGGGGACUUAUCUGAUAAAAUCCUCUGCAGGCGUUAAAGUUGGGCCUGAAACAGGCAAGAGAACAAACGUUAGAAAUAGCAGAAGUUUGGUGUAAAAGCCUUAAAAAAAACGAAAUGGCGGAGAAGUUUGAGUCCCUGAUGAACAUCCAUGGGUUUGACCUGGGCUCUCGCUAUAUGGACUUGAAGCCUCUGGGCUACGGAGGGAACGGCCUGGUGUUCUCAGCAGUUGACACUGACUGUGACAAGCGUGUUGCUGUGAAGAAAAUCAUCUUGACCGACCCCCAGAGUGUUAAGCACGCACUGCGGGAAAUCAAGAUUAUCCGACGCCUGGACCAUGACAACAUUGUCAAGGUGUUUGAGACAUUGGGUCCCAGUGGUCGCAGACUAACGGAGGACGUGGUAUCCCUGACGGAGGUCAACUCGGUCUACAUUGUGCAAGAGUACAUGGAGACAGACUUGUGUCAGCUGCUGGAGAAGGGCCUUCUGUCUGAGGGCCAUGCCAGGCUCUUCAUGUACCAGCUCCUCAGGGGCCUUAAGUACAUCCACUCUGCCAAUGUGCUGCACCGCGACCUCAAGCCGGCCAACCUGUUCGUCAACACAGAAGACCUGGUUCUCAAGAUUGGGGACUUUGGCCUGGCCCGCAUCAUGGACCCCCACUACUCCCACAAGGGUCAUCUUUCUGAAGGUCUUGUCACAAAGUGGUACAGAUCUCCUCGCCUGCUGCUUUCUCCUAACAACUACACCAAAGCCAUCGACAUGUGGGCUGCUGGCUGCAUCUUUGCUGAGAUGCUCACAGGGAAGACUCUUUUUGCAGGAGCACACGAACUGGAGCAGAUGCAGCUGAUCUUGGAGUCCAUUCCCGUACUGCGAGAGGAAGACAGACAGGAACUCCACAGUGUCAUCCCCGUCUUUAUCCGCAACGACAUGUCCAAGCCUCACACACCACUGGCCAAGCUGCUGCCUGACGUCAGUCCACAGGCCCUGGAUUUCCUGGAGAAGAUCCUGACCUUUAACCCCAUGGAUCGUCUGACUGCGGAGGAGGCCCUGGCCCACCCCUAUAUGGCUGACUACUCCUUCCCCCUGGAUGAGCCUGUCUCUCUGCACCCCUUCCACAUUGAGGAUGAAGUAGAUGAUAUCCUGCUCAUGGACCAGAGCCACAGCCACACCUGGGACAGGUACCAUGAGAGCCAGCUCUCAGAGGCUGAUUGGCACCUGCACAGCACCCAUGACCCAGACGAAGUUCAGGUUGACCCAAGAGCACUCUCUGAUGUAACAGAUGAGGAGGAGGUCCAGGUGGAUCCUCGUAAAUAUGCUGAUGGAGAUCGGGAGAAGUUCCUGGACGAGCCGUCCUUCGACUAUUCAACUCUGUUCCCACCAGAGCGGUCCUGGCAGGAUGACCACCACGAGAACAAGUAUUGUGACUUGCAGUGUAGCCACACCUGUAACUACAAGGCCGUGUCACCCUCCUACCUGGACAACCUCAUCUGGCGGGACAGUGAAGUCAACCACUACUACGAGCCCAAGCUCAUCAUUGACCUCUCCAACUGGAAGGAGCAGCAGAGCAAGGAGAAGGCCGACCGCAAGGCCAAGAGCAAGUGUGAGAAGAACGGGCUUGUGAAGGCCCAGAUUGCACUGCAGGAAGCAGAGAAAACCCAGAGUCCGGUGGAGAAGGACAAGACGCAAGAGAAACACCAGACAGAGAAACCUCAGAGCCAGCAGAACCAAGGCUUUGACUUUGACUCCUUCAUCGCCAGCACCAUUAAACUGAGCCUGCAGCCAGAGCCCUGUCAGGAGGUGACCCUGCUCAGCGAGGUGGGCCUCCUGAAUGAGCUCAACUCUUCCGUCUCCCAACUUGAGGCUCCUCGCUCAAGCUCCAUGUCCAUGUCCAAGUCCAUAAGUCAGGAGAAAGAGGAGAAGUGCCUGGUAAACCUCGCCCAGUUAGGUGGAGGAGGGCUGGGAGUCAGCGGCGGGGACUGCGUCUGGCCUGCUCACCCCUGGGAAAGCUUCGGCUCUGGGGAGAGAGUCGGGGAGAAUGGCUGUUUGAUAGAUGAAGCAUGCUGGGACAUUCGCAAAGAGGACCACUUCCAGAAGGAGAGCACCUACACCAGCUACCUGGACCGCUUGUUCAGCCGGAAGGAAGAGGGGGUCGCAGAGACUGUGGCCAGUCCAGAGAUGGAGCCCUCAGUGGUGAGCGAGCUGGACGAGAGCUUCCUCGACAGUAACACAGAGAUUGUGCUUAAUAUGCAGCUGGACUCUCUGGCCCUGCCCGGCUUUGACAGCACUGAUGACUUGCCUCUAAAAUCCAUCCAGGCGUCCCUCACCCCCUGCGCUGUCAAAUGCUCCCCACAAAUUGCCCACAAAACAUACAGCAGCAUCUUCAAGCAUCUUAAUUAAAGAAAUAUAUAUAUAUAUCCUCCUCACAGUGCAAAAUUUAGACCGUUUUGUUUUUAUGUUUUUUUUUUAAUAAUAUGAUAUAUUAUUGUACUUGAAUCAUUUCAUACCUUUUUUAUUAUGGUUACUUUUAAUUAUAAGUUUUUUUGUAAGAGUUGAAAGGGGUGAUUUAUUUAAAGAGUUUUGGUCAUCACUCUGAGCCUUGAUCACCAGGCCUUCAUGGGUUAAUGUCUACGCCCUCAUUGCUAAACUGGCAUGUCACUCGCACACUUAAGUACUGUAGAUGAAAGGUGAGCAGGAGAGAAGUAGCUAGAAGAAAUCUGAACAGGAGGAAAGGAUUUAAAAAAGAGGAGAUUUUGGCUGUUUUUGGCUAUGAUAUGAGGAAGGAUGGUAGACGCUGACAUUGCUGUGGGCUUUUAAAGUGCUUUCAAAUAGCCUUUUCUUGGGAUGGGAG